AACAAAUAAUUUGAGCUUUAUGUGCUGAUGGUUUGAGAGUUGACACGUAGGAAUGGAAGGCACAAAGCUGGAUCGUAUUAAGGCUAGUACAGGGAGGUUAGUAGGUCGGACAAAUGAACGUCUCAAGCAAAAGAUGGGACGUUCAUCCGAGUCUGUGGUGGCAAAGGAUGACAAGUGGCAGGUGAUCACCGCCAACUUCAACAGACAGCAGGCAGCCGGCAUGCGACUCCACAGAGAGGUUAAAGGCUACAUCGCUUCCUUAAAAACGAUGGAGAGCUCAACUCAGACCUUGUUAGAUGCAGUGAGGGAAAUGCAUGAGUACACGUGGCCGGGAAACAUGAACCUUGUUAAGGCACUUCAGGGAGUAGACAAGCUGAACAAGGAGCUGAACGAGCAAAUGGUAGACUCGUUACUAGUACCAGUAAACAACUACGUAGAAGUCUUCUCACAAAUGAAGGUAAAGAUGCAGAAGCGGGAGAGGAAGCUAAUCGACCACACCCGCACCAAACGUACGCUAGAUACUCUGAAGAAAGGAGAUAAGAUAUCGCCAGAGAAGCUGGGAUUUGCUCAGGAUAAUUACAUGCAGAACAAGAUAGUGUUUGAGGAGGUGAACUCGGAACUCUGUGAAGAUCUCCCCGCAUUCUGGGACAGUCGUAAAACCUACAUCAUGCAGUUUUUGGACGGUUUCUUCCGCAGCAGCAUCGACUUCCACAAGGAGUUUUCUCAGGUGUACUCAGAGAGUAAAGACGCUCUGGACCCGCUUAAAGAGGAGAUAAAGAACGAGCUCCCCCCGCAAAGGGACAUUGCGAUUGUAGACAAAUACUUCGUCGUCUCAGAAAACGCCAGGAAAUUCAAGAGACAAAGUAUGAGAAAGAGCUUCAGGAAAAGUGGCGGCAGCAGCUUCAAGAGGAGUUUAUCUAUGGGCGCUUUAAGGAAAUCCAAGAAAAAUGCGGAUACAUCGCAGAGUAUAUCAAAUAUAUCAGUGGACCCAUACGCUUCCCCAGCUCAACAAGCCACUGUUUACACUCCCACAAAAGUUGGUCCAGUGAAACCGCUGUCACCGGCACGACCGAAGCCUCCGAGGGUCGAUCUAUCUGUCAGCGAAAGUGAACCAGAUUAUGUUCUCAUAGUUGACCAAGAGGCAGAAUUAGAAAGUGUUGACAUUCCAAAGCCGGCCAGUGGCGUAACACCCUACUCCCCGUCGAUAAACAUAGAAACUGGUACAGUAGUGGAGUGUAUUCACGAGUAUAAAGCUGUAGACGAAGAUGAACUGUCGUUUGGUAUGGGGGAUGUGAUCACAGUGGUCACCUGGGAUAGUACUGACGAACAGGAUUCCGGAUGGUUUAUGGGUAAACUACAAGGUUCGGGAGCGAAAGGAGCGUUCCCCAUCAACUACACUCGCAAAUACAAUCCAAAUAAGAGUUUGAAGAUCAAAGUGGAACCCGAUCCUCUUGCUGAUAAUUUCCAGGCUGUCGACUUGAGUCAGGACGAUGAGUGGAGGAACAGAGAAGCGGAGUACAUAAACAUACCCGAGCUACCAGACGAACUACCACUUACUAACGGCAACCUCGCAUAUGAGGCCGAGCCGGUCGAGUACUCGAUCCCUCCCAGGGUACCGCCAAAAAGACCAGCGGCUCCAGUUAUCGCUGCUUCCGUUACUGCUGAAGUUCCUGAUCUGGUAGCAGCAGUCGAAAUUGAAGCACCCUCGGUGGAGGUUGAACUUGAAACAGAAGUUAGUGCUGCAGCGGCGAUUGAAGUUGGGACCCCAGAGGUAGAACUCGAAGUCGAAACGGAGACCCCAGAAUUUAGCGUUGAGACACCUGAAGUAAGUGCCGGAAUUCCGGACUUUAGUUUCGAUACAGAGGUUAGCGUUGAGACCCCUGAAGUAAGUGCCGGAAUUCCGGACUUUAAUGUCGAAACAGAGGUUAGCGUUGAGACCCCGGAAGUAAGUGCCGGAAUUCCCGACUUUAGUGUCGACACAGAGGUUAGCGUUGAGACCCCAGAAAUCAAUUCACCUGUAAGUAUCGGAGUUCAAACCCCGAAUUUUGAUAUGGAGGAGGACGUUAUGGCAUCAUCAGGUGCUGAAUUGUCAGGUGAAACUGUUGAAACUGUUGUAGAGGCUGCAGUGCAGGCUGCUGAGGAUAACGAUGUGGAGGUGUCGGUGAAAACCCCGGGACUGGUUGUAUGUCAAAGAGGGGUUUUGGAUGUUGGUAGAAAUGAUGAAGAGUUAUAUGAUGAAGAAUUACAAUUAGAUGAAUUGGAGGUUGGGACCCCUACAGUGGCAUCAGAGGGAGAACAAUCUGAUUCUUCCGAUGACCUGAGUCCAGAGGAGAUAAAACAGAAGUUAGCAGCUCUCGGAGAGUUCAGUGAUGAGAAUAACUUAUCUUCUGAUGAAGAAGAUGAGUACAAAGUAAGGUUUGAUGCGUCGGUCUCGAUGCUGGAGUCAGUUCCGGAGGACGCAACCGAUUCUGAGGCGGAAAGUGAAGCUUCCAGCGUAGAUGAAUCUGGUGUGGAUCACCAAAAGGAUGAAGACGAUCACGCUAACGCAAAGGAUGAUGACGAUAACACCACCAGUUUUUAACUUAUUGCACGCAACUUACCUUCUUAAUCUUCACAAAUUUGUACUUGAUUUGGAUUCAAACCUUGUACAAUUAGUCACAGCAUGAUUAUAAUGAAACAACUGAGUUUAGAAACCAUUCCUGAGAGCCGCAUAAAUUUAGAGCCUUUUAUAUGUCUUUGUUUAUUAUGUUAACAUCAUUGUUAAGGCUACGCGGUUAUACUUUUUAUUGACAAAUUCUGUUUAACUACGAAACAAACUAGAAUGUGUAGUGAUAUUACUACAGUUUCGUGUUACAACAUAGCAAUUUAUUUUAUUAAAUAGACGGUUUAUAAAUUUAGUUUUGAUAAAAUAUUUAUAAGUUUCAACAGAAUUUUUAACACAUUUUCACAGUAAAUUAUAUACAUUUCUGAAAAUUUACGUAAGAGAUUAAUUCUAGUUAUCGAGCAAUAUUUAUUUUUCGAUCUGACUAACUAUGAAGUUUAUGACUUGAGUACGAAAUUAAGGAUGAGUAUUUUUGUUUUAACGGAUGUCAAUUCUACAAGAGCUUUUGCAUCUAGAUAGAGCUGUAACAUAAAAGUUGGGCUACUGCGACGUGGCGGGUAACAAUAACAACAGAAAAGUUUUUAUUCAUUGGACCGAACAAUUUCAGCACUGGAAAAUCCAGCGCCAGAUCUUGAAGCAAGUUUCGGGAAAUGUUUCUUGGUUUCUUUUGAUUUUUGUUGCUGACUUUUCGGCUACUAUUGUUAAUUUUUCGCGAAAUUAUCAUGUAUCAAUUAUUUUGAGUUUGUAAUUUUUUCUUAAUCCACACCUGUACCUAGAGCUACAAUUUUCAAGAUUUGUCGGCUAUUAUUUGACUGGUAGCUGUUUUUAAGUGGCACAGUCUGACUUUUUUAGUGUUCUUAUGGUUCACUUGUAUUGGAGGUCCACUGCCUAGAUUGAUAGACUACAUUUAUUUCGUCUGCACUUUAAAUGUAACAAUACUACUGUGAUAUAAAUGGUACCGUUUGUUAUGAAGUGGCGUGGGAAGUUUGUCAGACCAAAUCAUGAUAUUUACUUUUCAUUACGCAUUUUUAGACUGUAGAAUUAAUCUUUGGUCUAAGUUAAUAUAAUAUGAUUUUUAUGGAAUAUCUAAAUUCUGUACAGUACUUGA
Messenger RNA from Bolinopsis microptera, 3710 nucleotides. Its product is annotated as amphiphysin-like. Gene Ontology annotation, cellular component: plasma membrane; cytoplasm. The coding region runs from base 53 to 2581 and encodes 842 amino acids. The record is from RefSeq and is a predicted model, not a curated record. NCBI's taxonomy places the organism in Eukaryota, Metazoa, Ctenophora, Tentaculata, Lobata, Bolinopsidae. The transcript is spliced from 18 exons. Gene Ontology annotation, molecular function: phospholipid binding; protein binding.